GUACAUUUUAUGUGUUUUUUUUCUUUUGACGCAACCGCACACGCUCUACAAAUAUUUUUUUUUUAAUUUUGUGUCGAACGAACGUGUUGAAGACUUGACGCAAAUGUCUUCUAUCGCCACUUAACUGAACUAAAACGGCAUCUAGCAAAUCUUGGUGUCUCGGUGCGCCGAUGACCCUUCACGGCCUAGCUUAGCCUAGCUUGCCAGCCGCUAAGCACACAGAGACGCGUUUGUAAUCGCUCAACGGAAGUCAAAUAUUAGCGAAAAGUUUGGUGAUGAUCGUUUGAAAAUAUUUGCAAGGAGGACAACGGAGUACACUUCGGAACUUCACGGAGCAAAAGACGACAACUAGCGACAACUUCAUCAAGUACGCGACGCUGCUUGUGAGAAGCUUCGAGUUUGCUUAAACUCAGCAGACAUGAGCAAAACGUACCUUGGUGUCUUCGGGCAGCAGCAGCAGGGGGAUGAGAGAGGUGACGGACAAAAAGAGGAUGAGCUGGAGCGCCCUUCCAUGAAAGAGGAGGAAGAAGAAGAAGAAGCCACUCAGAUUCAAGCCAGUGAGAUGUCCAAGCAUCCGCACAUCAAAGAGGAAGAAGAUGAAGACAUCAUCACCUUGCAAUUUACAGGUGCUCCUUUGAAAAGUGAAGAUUCCGAGGAUCAAAGUGAGGCCAGCGAAGGGGUGGAGCGUCCCAGCAGCAACAGCUCAAGUCAGCAUGAGACGACAGAAGGUGAAGGACAAUCACCGACAGACGGACUCAUAGCGCCACUGUCAGAUAGUGACGACGCGAUGUCAUACUCUCCUCACACUGAUGAUGAUGAAGAAUACGAAGGUCACGUUGACAACCAACACUGGAAAUGCUCUCAAUGCGGGAAAACAUUUGUCUACAAGUGUCUUUUGAAAAAACACCUGAUGACGCACACUGGAGAGAAACCUUUUGCCUGCUCAGUUUGUGGUCAAAGAUUCACGCAAGAGGGACAUUUAAGAAGACACACAAGAAUACACACUGGAGAGAAACCGUUUGUCUGUUCCAUUUGUGGCCAGACAUUUGCUCAAAGAAAUAGUCUGACAACACACACGAGAACACACACUGGAGAGAAGCCGUUUGUCUGCUCGUUUUGCGGCCAGAGAUUUGCUCAAAGAAACCAUUUGACUGCCCACACUAAAACGCACACUGGAGAGAAACCUUUUGUCUGCUCAGUUUGUGGUCAGAGAUUCUCUGAAAAAGGGAGCCUGACGAGUCACACAAGAACGCACACAGGAGAUAAACCCUUUUCCUGCUCAGUUUGCGGGAAAAGAUUUUCUCAGAAGGGACAUUUAGGAAUUCACAGAAGAACGCACACUGGUGAGGAACCUUUUUCCUGCUCUGUUUGCGGUAAAAGAUUUUCUCAGAAGGGACAUUUAGGAAUUCAUAAAAGAACGCACACUGGCGAAAAGCCUUUUGCCUGCUCAGUGUGUGGUCAAAGAUUCUCCGUUAAGGGACAUUUGAAAGCACAUACAAGAAUCCACACUGGGGAGAAGCCUUUUGCCUGUUCAGUUUGUAACCAAAGGUUUACUACGAAGGGAUAUUUGAAAAUACACACAAGAACCCACACUAGCGGGAAAGCUUUUGCCUGCUCAGUUUGUGGCCAGACAUUUAUUGUGAAGGGGUAUUUAAAAAUCCACAUGAGAAUCCACACCGGAGAGAAACCCUUCGCAUGCUCAGCUUGCUCGAAAAGAUUCGCUACAAAGGAACAUUUAAAAUCCCACACAAGAACGCACACUGGAGAGAAACCUUUUGCAUGCACCGUUUGUGGCCAAGCGUUCUCUCUAAAAGGAAACUUGAGAAGCCACAGCCAAACGCACACCGGAGAAAAACCUUUUGCUUGCUCAGUUUGCGGUCAGAGAUUCUCUCGAAAGGGAAACUUAAAGAUACAUACAAGAACACACAGUGGAGGGAAAGCAUUUGCCUGCUGAGUUUUUUUGGCAUUGAGCAAUAAAGAUUGAAAAUGAAAGUGUUAAAUAUUGAAACCAAUUUCUGUGGGAGUUGAAUUCGUCUGCCUUCUUGUGUUGGAUCAACUUUCUGGUAUUUCCUGUAUAUUCGUGCAUUCUACUUGAUCUCGUGUGGACAAACGAUGACAAUUAAAGCAAAGCACUGGACCGCUAUGUCAAAUAUUUUAUGAUGUGCAUGUUAAAUGAGCGAGUGACCAAUUGAAAUAGAUGGCCCAAAAACUUUUGACCUGCGCCGGUGGAAUGGAAACGUCCACACGAGAUAGUGAAUAAAAGCUGAUGGAACCUUG
Molecule: messenger RNA, 2277 nt
Organism: Hippocampus zosterae (dwarf seahorse)
Lineage: Eukaryota; Metazoa; Chordata; Actinopteri; Syngnathiformes; Syngnathidae
Product: gastrula zinc finger protein XlCGF57.1-like
Exons: 2
Coding region: 419-1954 (511 amino acids)
Biological process (GO): regulation of transcription by RNA polymerase II
Molecular function (GO): DNA-binding transcription factor activity; RNA polymerase II cis-regulatory region sequence-specific DNA binding
Source: RefSeq, a predicted model, not a curated record